AUGAGCCCUGCUUGGAGAAUUGCUAGCCCUUAUUGCCUUGCCCUCGCACCUCAUGUCAACACCCAAGAGCCAGUGUGGUAUGUAGGGUGCAAGACAUUAGACGGAGAAGACAAGCAAUUUUUUUCUCAAACCUAUUUUGACGUCAACUAUCCUGAUCUUGCGCGAUGGUCGAAAUCGUUCCCGAAUGCCGCCCGCUCAUGCUUCAUCACAUUUGGCCAGAACUUCAGCUACUUUGCUUGUGCCCAGGGAAGAGGGUCAAUAUGGGCUGGUAUACCCUCAGAUCUGGAGGAUAAACUCCGAAAAUCGCAUGAUACGCCCAUCUGUGUUAGUCUCGGAGUGAAGAAUGCAUGGUUCGUCAUGUAUCCUGAUCGGCGCAUAGCAUGGGAUUUCCAUGGCCAUUACAGCACACUCAAUAAGAUCAUAAUCGAUGCUGCACCAGGAGCUAUCACCUACGUUGCCAUCUCGCCGUAUCACCAAGACCACUACUUCAUUGCAUUCCAGGACGGAUCUGUCAAGUACAGCUUCCUGGGAGGACCUCCAGAAUGGUCGAUUCUCAUGAACGAGGUUUUCAGCCUCUGGAGUGCUCAGCGCGUGCACCAGCAUCACGCCAACACGGCACCUUCACCUCAACCACAGAUACCACAAUAUGCAUAUGGACAUAUGCAAAGACCUCAGCCGCAGGCUCAUCUUCAAUCACAGUUGAAUGGCGCCUUUAGUACUCCUCCAUCGCCGAUGGCUAUUCACCAAUCCCCUUCAAUUCACAAUGCUUCGUUAUACCAGCACAAUCAGCAUAUCCAGCAAAGCACAGUUCAGAACAUCUCACUCCCAAGCAAGGAACCGCAUUACGGCGUCGCGCCAUUGCCAGUCGAGUUACCAGGAGAUAUGUUACAUCCUCUACCACAGCUUACGACAGCACAGCUGGUAGAUCAACCAACAAAGAAGAGACACAGCUUUCUGUCGAAGAUUUUUUGA
Molecule: messenger RNA, 972 nt
Organism: Bipolaris oryzae ATCC 44560
Lineage: Eukaryota; Fungi; Ascomycota; Dothideomycetes; Pleosporales; Pleosporaceae
Exons: 3
Coding region: 1-972 (323 amino acids)
Source: RefSeq, a predicted model, not a curated record